AUGGAUCAAGAAAAGCAAGACAUCAUCACUCAUGAGUCUGCAGAGGUACAGAAAGCUUCUGGCUCAGAAUGGCUGUAUCGAGCCUUGUCAAUCGAAACCGGCGGAAUCGAGCGCAUCACCGACGAUGACCGGCACCACAACACCACGCGGUUUUGGAACGCUGCCACAUUUUGGUUCAGUGCCAAUAUGGCCGUCGCCACCCUGAACAUUGGCGCACUGGGUGGUUCGUACGGCCUCGGGUUCUGGGAUUGCUUCAUUGUCAUAUUCCUGGUUAAUCUGAUCGGAGACCUCCUUCCGGCCUGGACAGCAACCUUUGGGCUGAGCGGUCUCCGAAUGACGACCUUCUCCCGCUACUCCUUUGGCCACCGAGGCAAUUUACUCGUCGUGAUCUUUUCCAUGAUCUCUACCACAGGCUGGAACGCUAUCAACGCUAUCUCUGGCGCGUCGGUUCUCAGCGCCCUAUCCGAUGGGAAGUUUCCCACUUGGGCCGGAGUGAUCGUCAUCUGCACCCUCGUCUAUAUUAUCUGCGUCCUCGGUAUUCACUGGAUCCAUCGACUCGAUACAUUCCUCUGGAUCCCCUUUCUGGUGGUCUGGUGUGUGGCAGCUGGGACCGGGGCAUCGCAUUUCACCACGGCCAUGCCCAAUGGAAACGACAACACGAGCACGUCCGACAAAGCCGCUGCGGUCUUGACAUACAUGGCAAGCAUCUUUUCCUUUUCCAUAUCCUGGAUCAACUGCGCAGCAGACUACAAUGUCCGCAUGCCUGCGGAAACACCACGCUGGAAGAUCUUCUCCGCCACAUACGUGGGCAUCUUUGUGCCGACAGUUCUUGUGCAAACGCUCGGAGCUGCUCUGUACACUGGAACCAUAACUAACGCUGCUUGGAAAGCAGCGUACGAGGACUCCUCAAUCGGAGGACUACUCGGGAUGGCACUAUCCCCAGCCGGGGGAUUCGGCAAGUUUCUCAUGGUAUUGGCUGGCUUGAGUGCAGUUCCGAACAACAUUCCCAACAACUACUCCUUUGCCCUACACGCCCAAAAUUUCACCCCACGGGCCGCUAAAAUCCCCCGUAUCAUCUGGAUCACAUUUGGGUUUGUGGUCAGCCUCAUCAUUGGAUGCUGCGCAGCCGUCUACUUCAAAGAUACACUGCAGACCUUCCUCAGCGUCAUUGGAUACUGGACCAUCAUCCAUGUGACGGUCGUGCUCGAAGAACACGUCAUUUUCCGCCGCGGCUGGAAGGGAUAUAAUCUCGAAGCCUGGAAUGAUCCCAAGGAGCUGCCGUUUGGGUGGGCUGCAAUCGGUGCUUUUGCGGGAGGGGUGGUGGGUGCUGUACUGGGGAUGAAGGUGGCUUGGUAUGUCGGACCAGUUGCGGCUUUGAUUGGGAAAUCGGGGGCGAAUAUAGGGCAGGCGCUGACGCUGGGGAUUUCUGGGGUGCUGUUUGUGGGGUUGAGGGGGGUGGAGAGGUGGUCUGGUGGGUGUUAG
This is a messenger RNA of Aspergillus ibericus CBS 121593, 1482 nucleotides long. Its product is annotated as purine-cytosine permease family protein. Gene Ontology annotation, cellular component: plasma membrane. Lineage: Eukaryota; Fungi; Ascomycota; Eurotiomycetes; Eurotiales; Aspergillaceae. The record is from RefSeq and is a predicted model, not a curated record. The transcript is spliced from 4 exons. Gene Ontology annotation, molecular function: transmembrane transporter activity. Bases 1 to 1482 code for a protein of 493 amino acids. Gene Ontology annotation, biological process: transmembrane transport.